Messenger RNA from Prorocentrum cordatum, 221 nucleotides. The record is from the annotation of a GenBank genome assembly. NCBI's taxonomy places the organism in Eukaryota, Dinophyceae, Prorocentrales, Prorocentraceae.
GCUUUCACAAAAGCUGCAGGUGGCCAUGCGGGCGAUGAGGACCGCCUUGCUGGCGGCGAUCACCCAGGGCGUGGCGGCGCAGACGGCGGAGACCGAGGCUGUGCCUGUGCGCAGGGCCUCGUGGAGGUUUCUGCACUACAACCCGCUGUCGGCGCGAGAGACGGAGAGGUUGGACGACAUAGAGACCGCCUGCGAGGGCUACGACUUCGUCGGCCUGAUAG